GACAGAGGGCAGGACUGGCAGGGUGCGGUCUGCUUCAGUAGCAUCUGAUCUCGGGUCACUUCCAUUUCCAUCUCAACUGAGAGCCGUCACAGGGCAGCAUUCAAAAAGUCAAGCCGGGAGCCAGAAACCGCUGCGGGGACACACUCUGACCGCGACUCUGCGCAACCAGGACCCGCCUGCAGGCGAUUCUCAGCGCGCUUGCCAAGAUAAACGGAACUUCUCUAUUUAUUCCCCCUGUCUCCGCUUGGACUGAGAGAAAGCGAGUUUUACAGACCUGAGAGGACCAGCGAGCUGGCACCAACUCCGCCACCGAUAAAAAAAAAAAAACGCCCAGGGAACCCUACGUGUCCGGUGCCGGGGUGUCUUUCCGUGCGCAAAAGGAUGGUGAGCAUCAGGUGCUCCGUACUAUCACCGUAAAGACUGGUCCUCCUCCCCCUCUGGUGAUCUUGUGUGGGGACAGAAACUGAGAUUGGGGGAGGAGGGUUGCUUUACCACCAUCUUCACCAUCUUUGACACUCCAACUCUUGGAGUGCCCGGUGGCACCGGUUGGUAUGAGACUCUCCACAGCGGUGGCGCUCCUCACCGGGUUCAUCUUGACUUUCUCGCCGGCGUGUGACAGCUGUGGACCGGGCAGAGGUUACGGAAAGCGACGGAAUCCAAGGAAACUCACGCCUCUCGCAUAUAAGCAGUUUAGCCCAAACGUUGCCGAGAAAACGCUCGGAGCCAGUGGGAGAUAUGAAGGGAAAAUAACGCGCAGCUCUGAGCGCUUUAAAGAACUGAUACCCAACUACAACCCCGACAUCAUCUUCAAGGAUGAAGAGAACACAGGUGCGGACCGCAUGAUGACGCAGCGUUGUAAGGACAAACUGAAUUCUCUGGCCAUCUCGGUGAUGAACCUGUGGCCAGGUGUGCGUCUGCGUGUGACAGAGGGCUGGGAUGAAGACGGCCAUCACUCUGAAGAGUCUCUGCAUUACGAGGGCAGGGCGGUGGACAUCACUACCUCUGACCGCGACCGCAACAAGUAUGCCAUGUUGGCCCGUCUGGCAGUGGAGGCCGGGUUUGACUGGGUCUAUUACGAGUCCAAAGGCCACAUACACUGCAGUGUCAAAUCAGAGAAUUCGCUAGCAGCAAAAACAGGAGGUUGUUUUCCUGGUGAGGCUUUAGUGACAAUGGAAGAUGGAAUGCAGAGACCAAUCCGUGAGCUUCAACCAGGCGACCGCAUUCUGGCUUCAACGGGAAGCGACGGGACUGGCAACCUCACCUACAGCGAUGUCCUUACCUUCCUGGACCGCAGCCCCAUUACCCAGAAGUACUUUUACGUGAUAAGCACAGAGGAUGGGGCCAGUGUUCCCCUGACUGCGGCUCAUUUACUGUUUGUUUGUGGAAACUGCUCCAGUGGGGUCCAGUCAAUGACAGGCGCCCUCCGGACAAUAUUUGCCAGUGAUGCUCAACCAGGGCAGUUUUUGCUGAUUGUAAAUGAAGGGGAACUCAGGAAGCGUGUUUCACGUAUCACUCAAAUAGAGGUGCGGGAGGACCAGGGGGCUUAUGCCCCUCUCACUGCCCAUGGGACUUUGGUGGUGAAUGGCGUGAUGACCUCGUGUUAUGCGGCGGUAAACAGACAACAGCUAGCUCACUGGGCGUUUUCUCCUCUCCGUCUCUUGUACAGUUGGACCGGACCAGAUCUGAUCCAUAAGAAUGGCUUACAUUGGUACUCCCAGGUCUUAGUCAGUGUGGGAACACUACUACUAGACUCAGAACUACUCCACCCUUGGGCCUUAGAAGAUGAAGCAAGACGACCCUGAUAGCACACGUACAUCACCCAGACCUUUAUUUGAUGUGUGUGUUUACAUCUGGAAGAUAUAUUUUUUGGGUUGUUUCCUCAUCUGCAAUAUGUCUACAAGAUGUUUCCUCUCAGAUGUUAAUAAGAUAUUCAGCAGAUGUCUUUGAGACAUUUGUGAUUUAGAAUGUUUGUAAAUCUGAUCUUUUUAAGAUGUUUAGCAGAUGUUAAUUAGAUUGUGAAGCUUUCAAGAUGAAAAGAUCUAAAACGGACAUCUCAGAGAUAUAUGUGUGCUAUCUGGGAAUGGUUGAAAAAGAAAAGAGAGAGGUAAACAAAGCAAUGAAAAUGAAAGAUAGAGGGAUGGAAAUGGUUGAUAGCUCAGGGUUAAUGACACAGUUCUAAUACAAAAUGAGAAGCAAAAGCAGAGACAUUUUUAGAGACUUCAAAGUUGAAUAGUGUAAUUUAUGCACCAAAAAUAUAAUGUAUUUUCCAACUGGUUUCGCAAAACACUUCCCCUGUCUUCUAUUGAACUACCAAACAGAUAGGCCCGCCCCCAAACUCGCGGCAUUGGUUGUGCCAAUGCUGGUGUGUCGACCCUGUCAGAAUGCUCAAACAAACAGCGACGUUUCGAUAGUGCAUGCAGAGCCACAGUAUUUACACUUUUCAGAAGAAUCAACCUAUAAAUGGCUGGCUAAUAGUUGUCUAUGUAUAUUAAGCUGAGACAGGAAAAAGUAUUUUAACAUACAGUUGUGCUCAAAAGUUUGCAUACCCUGGCAGAAAUUGUGAAAUUUUGGCAUUGAUUUUGAAAAUAUGACUGAUCAUGCAAAAAAAAAAAAAAACUGUCUUUUAUUUAAGGAUAGUGAUCAUAUGAAGCCAUUUAUUAUCAUAUAGUUGUCUGGCUCCUUUUUAAAUCAUAAUGAUAACAGAAAUCACCCAAAUGGCCCUGAUCAAAAGUUUACAUACCCUUAAAUGUUUGGCCUUGUUACAAACACACAAGGUGACACACACAGGUUUAAAUGGCAAUUAAAGUUUAAUUUUCCACACCUGUGGCUUUUUAAAUUGCAAUUAAGGUCUGUGUAUAAAUAGUCAAUGAGUUUGUUAGCUCUCACGUGGAUGCAUUGAGAAGGCUAGAUACUGAGCCAUGGGGAGCAGAAAAGAACUGUCAAAAGACCUGCGUAACAAGGUAAUGGAACUUUAUAAAGAUGGAAAAGGAUAUAAAAAGAUAUCCAAAGCCUUGAAAAUGCCAGUCAGUACUGUUCAGUCACUUAUUAAGAAGUGGAAAAUUCGGGGAUCUCUUGAUACCAAGCCAAGGUCAGGUAGACCAAGAAAGAUUUCAGCCACAACUGCCAGAAGAAUUUUUCAGGAUGCAAAGAAAAACCCACAGGUAACCUCAGGAGAAAUACAGGCUGCUCUGGAAAAAGACAGUGUGGUUGUUUCAAGGAGCACAAUACGACAAUACUUGAACAAAAAUGAGCUGCAUGGUCGAGUUGCCAGAAAGAAGCCUUUACUGCGCCGAUGCCACAAAAAAGUCCGGUAACAAUAUGCCCGACAACACUUUGACACGCCUCACAGCUUCUGGCACACUGUAAUUUGGAGUGACGAGACCAAAAUAGAGCUUUAUGGUCACAACCAUAACCGCUAUGUUUGGAGAAGGGUCAACAAGGCCUAAAGUGAAAAGAAUACCAUCCCCACUGUGAAGCAUGGUGGUGGCUCACUGAUGUUUUGGGGGUGUGUGAGCUCUAAAGGCAUGGGGAAUCUUGUGAAAAUUGGUGGCAAGAUGAAUGCAGCAUCUUAUCAGAAAAUACUGGCAGACAAUUUGCAUUCUUCUGCACAAAAGCUGUGCAUAGGACGCUUUUGGACAUUCCAGCAUGACAAUGACCCUAAGCACAAGGCCAAGUUGACCCUCCAGUGGAUACAGCAGAAAAAGGUGAAGGUUCUGGAGUGGCCAUCACAGUCUCCUGACCUUAAUAUCAUCGAGCCACUCUGGGGAGACCUCAAACGUGCGGUUCAUGCAAGACGACCAAAGACUUUGCAUGACCUGGAGGCAUUUUGCCAAGACGAAUGGGCAGCUAUACCACCUGCAAGAAUUUGGGGCCUCAUAGACAACUAUUACAAAAGACUGUACACUGUCAUUGAUGCUAAAGGGGGCAAUACACAGUAUUAAGAACCAAGGGUAUGCAGAAUUUUGAACAGGGGUCAUUUCAUUUUUUUCUUUGUUGCCAUGUUUUGUUUUAUGAUUGUGCCAUUCUGUUAUAACCUACAGAUGAAUAUGAAUCCCAUAAGAAAUAAAAGAAAUGUGUUUUGCCUGCUCACUCAUGUUUUCUCUUAAAAUGGUACAUAUAUUAUCAGUUCUCCAAGGGUAUGAAAACUUUUGAGCAUAACUUUACUCAGCUCUCGUCUUGUUAUUUUACAAUAAUUGUGUGAGAGAUCACACAUUGUUUGUGCCUUAUGUUUGUUUCUGACACUUUUCCCUUAAUCUAGUCUCUUUCCUCUGAUUGUCAUUAGAGGUAGAUAUUAGACUGUACAACUAAUUUAAGAAUUUUAAAAAAGUACUUUGUAAUAUAAUUACAGUAAUAAAUUAUAUUGAAGGUAUUUGA
Molecule: messenger RNA, 4374 nt
Organism: Myxocyprinus asiaticus (Chinese sucker)
Lineage: Eukaryota; Metazoa; Chordata; Actinopteri; Cypriniformes; Catostomidae
Product: indian hedgehog B protein-like
Exons: 3
Coding region: 552-1802 (416 amino acids)
Biological process (GO): smoothened signaling pathway; intein-mediated protein splicing; cell fate specification
Molecular function (GO): calcium ion binding; patched binding
Source: RefSeq, a predicted model, not a curated record